This is a messenger RNA of Astyanax mexicanus (Mexican tetra), 1286 nucleotides long. Its product is annotated as vitelline membrane outer layer protein 1 homolog. The transcript has 4 exons. Lineage: Eukaryota; Metazoa; Chordata; Actinopteri; Characiformes; Acestrorhamphidae. Bases 114 to 707 code for a protein of 197 amino acids. The record is from RefSeq and is a predicted model, not a curated record.
GGUCUCUUCACACAGCUCCUCUAAAGCCACAGUGACGAGUGGUACAGAGACAGAGGGAACACAGAACUCUACAGCACAUCUUUUUGGAAAUCCAUCCUUCUGAGGCAGCAGCAAUGCAGCAGCUAGUUUACCUCACAGUGACUCUGCUUCUAGUCUGUUUUGGAUGCUACACUGAAGGACAGAGGCCCAUUAAGUCAACACUUACUGUUCCAAAUGGCGCACCCUGGGGUGAAUGGGCCCAGAAAGAAAUGUGUCCAAAGGGUUAUUAUGCUGCAGGUUUCAGCCUUAAGGUUGAAUACCCAGUAGAUGGAGAUGACACAGCGUUGAAUGGAAUUCGUCUUCACUGUGUAAACUCAGCCAAAGGCAGAUCACAGUAUUCAUCCUACAGAACAGUAACGUCUGGUACAGGAAGCUGGGGUACCUGGACAAAUAUUAAAUGGUGCUGGUCUGGUUUGAUGAAGAACUUUCAGCUACGUGUGGAGUCCCCCCAAGGAAACGGUGAUGAUACUGCUGUCAACAACGUAAGGUUCCAGUGCACUGCAGGUGGGGAGAUUACUGGUGAAGGCACAUCCUGGGGUGACUGGGGCGGCUGGAGCAAGUGGUGCUCAGCAACAGGGAUCUGUGGCAUCCAGACGAAAAUCGAGGGAUCGCAAGGAUCUGGAGACGACACCAGUCUGAACGACGUCCGAUUCUUCUGCUGUGAUUAAAGUACAGAGAAAUAUUGAAGGCCUGCUGUUGUAUUAUACCAAAUUAAAAAGUCUGAAAGUCCGGACCAAACAAGGUAGUUGUGAAGGCUUUAAAAGCUUUUUCCUCUCAUAGCCUGAAGGCAACAGGUUAUAAAUGGGGGUUUUCUUUAAACAACACAUUCAUAAAAUGUUAAAAAUUGUCCUUGUUGAAAAGUGUCUUAUUAAAAACACAAAUGUGCUCUAAUAAGCUUUUUAAAAAACUUGCUCGUAUAUAAAAAAAAUCUAUUCACUCACAGUAGUCUAGCAUAGCUUUGUGCAAUGUCACAUCUUGCUCACAAGAAACUCCUGUGUGAGUGAGGUUCAGACUUCUACAAUGGCUUCAUAUUAAUAUAUAAAAAAAUUAACACCAGUUUUGAUGGAUGUUUUUCUAAUGUUCCAGGUAUCCACUGUCUUUUAAUCCAAAUUUAUGUGUGAUAAACCCAAAAAUACAUUGUCAUUUUUUUCUUCUGCUUGUUUGUUUCUUUCUCUUUCUGUCUCUCUAAAUGUGCUCUCCAGAUUUUUUUUUUUACCAGUUUAAAUAAAUAUGCUUUAUACUUUAAA